UAUUCACUGAAGAUCGAGUCCUCACCCAGUCCUAUGGGCGGAAAGGAGAUUCCCCAUCCCGAAGUCAGCAGAGAUGCUCACCGGGGCAUGCAAAAGGCCGAAGCAGUCGCCUUGGUGUGGUCCAACCCUGUCGUCUACUCAAUCUACGCAGUGGAUAUGGAUCUGUUUCUUCCUCCUCGCCCUCCAGAGCUCGAUCAGCGCCAACACGAUCUACUACGCCUACGCAGACUUUGAGUCCGCACUACAGGCUUCCUGCUCUUCCUGGCGGUCUUCGUGUCCGCAUUUUGGGAGAUACCUCGCGACAAGCCAUUUUCUACGGUGGGAGCUGGUGAAGAACGCCAACGCCGUCGGGGCGUGCUGUCUGGCAGCGAUCAUCGUCUUCAACUACUACACGUGGGACACAUACUUCUACUACUACGUCGAGAUGGUGGAUGACCUGGACACGGCGUACACGGGCUACAUGACGCAGACGUACACCGUCGGCUACAGCCUCUGCUCCGUCUGAUCUCCUUCGCGAGUGGCAUCCUCAUCGUCGGCAACGAGAUGGCCAUCCGCCACUCGCGAUGCCAUCAACCUCGCCUGGGCCACGGUGCAGAAACAUGAGUGCAUUGCCUCUACUGGCAUGACAACUCUGGGUUUUCCUUUCGUUCCGGUAUGGAAGAACUCCAACGUUGACAGCAAAGAAGUGGGGGUUGUGAUGUAGCUCUAGUUGAAUGGGAGAUAAAUAAAUCCUCAAUCAGACCAGAGUCAUACUAUCUAUACUAUCUAUACUAUAUCUACUAUAUUUACUAGAUAGAGGCAAUGUUAUUGGUGCUUGGCUAUGGACAUUCUCCAACUGAGAAUAAAUGAGCAAAUUUCUAAUGCCAAGCAGCCCACAGGGGCUAUAUAGUAAUAAUGCAUCCCCAU
This is a messenger RNA of Penicilliopsis zonata CBS 506.65, 906 nucleotides long. RefSeq lists its product as hypothetical. NCBI's taxonomy places the organism in Eukaryota, Fungi, Ascomycota, Eurotiomycetes, Eurotiales, Aspergillaceae. The coding region runs from base 74 to 505 and encodes 143 amino acids. The record is from RefSeq and is a predicted model, not a curated record. The transcript has 2 exons.